GCUGGGGAGUUUAUGCUCGUGCCUCACUCGAGGGCGCUGUCUGCUCGCCUCUAAAUGUCACAGUUUUAAAGUUGUCGGGAAAUUAAAAACUCGUAAUUUCAGCACGCGGGGCGCACCCACGUGUUGUGAUGAAAAUAAAUAAAUAACUAAAUAACAGACACGAUACAUCGCUACCGGUAUCACCGAGAGCGCCGGAUGAACAGCUGACUGCGGUGGGUGAAGACAUUUUGGGGAGGGCGGUUGUGUAUCUCGACACCGGUCUAACGUCUCUUCUGGUUGGCGCCAUGCACACUAGCGGUCUGUGAGUAGAUGGUUCCGCCGUAGUAGCCCGAUCAGUUGCCGCAAAACAUACAUUGAAUCGGUCGUACAGACUUGUAUAUGCGUUAGAGGCGACCUUCGAAGUAGAGCGACAAUGGGUGUGGAAGUCGAAACAAUAUCUCCCGGUGAUGGAAGGACAUUUCCAAAGAAGGGCCAGACAUGUGUCGUUCAUUACAUAGGUAUGCUGCAAAAUGGAAAGAAAUUUGACUCCUCUCGAGACAGAAACAAGCCCUUCAAGUUCAAGAUUGGACGGCAGGAAGUCAUUAAGGGAUGGGAAGAAGGAGUAGCACUGAUGAGCGUGGGUCAAAGGGCCAAGAUCUCCUGUACGCCAGACAUGGCUUAUGGAGCAACAGGCCACCCCGGGGUCAUCCCUCCGAAUGCCACACUCAUCUUCGAUGUGGAGCUCCUCAAACUGGAGUGAUGUGUGCAAGUUCAAAGGUUAAAGGUUAAUUGGGCUGCUUUUUCCACCACCUAUCCUCAAGGGGGAGACCAAUACUGACCACUGCUUCCCACAACCCAGCUACAGUUUUUCCCUUUGAGUUCAACCAUCUUCAGCUCAGUGUUAUAAGUAUCUAUAUUGCUGCUUUGUUGCCAACUUGUCAAAAAUAAAAAGUGCAAGAGGGUUUUUAAACUUUUUACACACACACACACAGACACACACACACACACCACCAGAGUUUUGCCCUUUGUCUUAACAUUUGUCAGUUGGUUUACCCAUAGGCCUGUGCUUUAUUUGUUUUAUUUCAUGUUAGGUUGUAAAUUUUGUUGAAUCAACAAAGAAUCAUCCUAUGGAAGCCGUACUGCAUUGCAAUCUAAACAUAUAGCCUUACAGUUUUAAAAGCAGAGAAAAGGGUACACUUUGAAAGUACAGUGCUUCCCUGCAUGUUAACUGGGCAUUAACAACCACUCUGCAUUGACACUUUGAUAAAGGUCUGUCCUGCUGAAUGCUAUGAAUGACGUUGCUGUGUUUAGUAUAUUUUAUAUCCCUCAUAAACAUUUACUGCAAUUGUACCGCAGAAGGAAUCCAAAUCCAAUCCUCUACAGGACUCUUAUGAGCCAUGGCUACUAUGACCGUUUUAUCGAUCGAUUCUUAAUAAACAUGGCGAGCACUG
This is a messenger RNA of Lampris incognitus (smalleye Pacific opah), 1430 nucleotides long. RefSeq names its product FKBP prolyl isomerase 1B (gene fkbp1b). Gene Ontology annotation, molecular function: peptidyl-prolyl cis-trans isomerase activity. The record is from RefSeq and is a predicted model, not a curated record. The transcript is spliced from 4 exons. The coding region runs from base 413 to 739 and encodes 108 amino acids. NCBI's taxonomy places the organism in Eukaryota, Metazoa, Chordata, Actinopteri, Lampriformes, Lampridae.